Castor canadensis (American beaver) is the source of this 1352-nucleotide messenger RNA. NCBI's taxonomy places the organism in Eukaryota, Metazoa, Chordata, Mammalia, Rodentia, Castoridae. The record is from RefSeq and is a predicted model, not a curated record.
UCAAGACUACAAAAGGAGCUUCAUCUUUCAAGAUAACCCGUGGAAUUGAAGCAGUUGGUGGUAAAUUAAGUGUGACUGCAACACGAGAAAGCAUGGCAUACACUGUGGAAUGCCUGCGGGGUGAUACUGAGAUUCUAAUGGAGUUCCUGCUCAAUGUCACCACAGCACCAGAAUUUCGUCGCUGGGAAGUAGCUGCUCUUCAGUCUCAGCUAAGGAUUGACAAGGCUGUGGCUUUUCAGAACCCACAGGCUCAUGUCAUUGAGAAUUUGCAUGCUGCUGCUUAUAGGAGUGCACUGGCCAAUUCCUUGUACUGUCCUGACUAUAGGAUUGGAAAAGUGACAUCCGACGAGUUACAUCACUUUGUUCAGAACCAUUUUACAAGUGCAAGAAUGGCUUUGGUUGGACUUGGUGUGAGUCAUCCUGUCCUAAAGCAAAUUGCUGAACAGUUUCUCAACAUGAGGGGUGGGCUUGGUUUACCUGGUGCAAAAGCCAAAUACCGGGGAGGUGAAAUUCGAGAGCAGAAUGGAGACAGCCUUGUCCAUGCUGCUGUGGUAGCAGAAAGUGCUGCCGUAGGAAGUGCAGAAGCAAAUGCAUUUAGUGUUCUUCAGCAUGUCCUUGGUGCUGGACCACAUGUCAAGAGGGGCAGCAAUGCUACCAGCCUCCUACACCAGGCUAUUGCCAAAGGAAAUCACCAGCCCUUUGAUGUUUCUGCCUUUAAUGCCAUUUAUUCAGAUUCUGGACUCUUUGGAAUUUAUACUAUCUCCCAGGCUGCAGCUGCUGGAGAUGUUAUCAAGGCUGCCUACAACCAAGUAAAAACAGUUGCUCAAGGAAACCUUUCCAGUGUAGAUGUCCAGGCUGCCAAGAACAAGCUGAAGGCUGGAUACUUAAUGUCCAUAGAGUCUUCUGAGGGUUUCCUGGAUGAAGUUGGGUCCCAGGCUCUAGUUGGUACUUCUUAUGUGCCACCCUCCACCGUCCUUCAGCAAAUUGACUUAGUGACUGAUGCUGAUGUCAUAAAUGCUGCACAGAAGUUUGUUUCUGGCCAGAAGUCAAUGGCAGCAAGUGGAAAUUUGGGGCAUACACCUUUUGUUGAUGAAUUGUAACACUGAAGCACAUAUUCAUGGAAGAGAGCUGAACAUUUUCUCAGACCAGCACACACCUUAAAGUCAAAAGUCUGUAAUUUAACAUUUGUUUUCUUGAUGAGGUAAAGUACCAUAAACCAUAAAUGCAGGUAGUUAUUCCCAGCUGACCUAGUCAAUAAAACAUUCUGUCUAAAUGUUUUUCCUGUGUUUUUUGUUUGUUUUGGCAGUACUCAGGUUUGAACUCGGGGCCUUGUGCUUGCUAGGCAGGUGCUC